Messenger RNA from Orussus abietinus, 1903 nucleotides. RefSeq names its product dihydrolipoyl dehydrogenase, mitochondrial. Gene Ontology annotation, molecular function: flavin adenine dinucleotide binding; dihydrolipoyl dehydrogenase (NADH) activity. The transcript is spliced from 7 exons. Lineage: Eukaryota; Metazoa; Arthropoda; Insecta; Hymenoptera; Orussidae. Gene Ontology annotation, cellular component: oxoglutarate dehydrogenase complex; mitochondrion. The record is from RefSeq and is a predicted model, not a curated record. The coding region runs from base 115 to 1638 and encodes 507 amino acids.
AGAGAGGUUACGAUAAUCCGCGAGGUCAGCUCACCCGGGUCCUCUAGGUCUCUGUUUCUGCUGUAACCGGAUUCCCUUGUUUCCCAGAAGAGGAGAAACACCGCACGGGACGCGAUGCAGGCUAACCUCUUCAAUUUGAUGGUUACGUCGAUCAGACCGACGUGUGUAAAACGUAUCGGUCCAAUACUUGCCACUGCUCAGAGGAGGCAUUAUGCGAGUACCUUGGAUGCUGAUGUCGUCGUAAUCGGUGGAGGACCCGGUGGAUACGUUGCCUCGAUUAAAGCUGCCCAGUUGGGCAUGAAGACCGUGUGCGUGGAGAAAGAUCCGACGUUAGGUGGAACUUGCCUCAAUGUAGGAUGUAUUCCUUCCAAGUCGUUAUUAAAUAAUUCCCACUAUUACCACAUGGCGCACAGUGGUGAUCUCAACGAUCGAGGAAUAAUAGUCCAGAAUGUUCAGUUAGAUUUAAACAAACUCAUGGAGCAAAAGGUUAAUGUGGUUAAAGCCUUGACUGGUGGGAUAGCAGGAUUAUUUAAGAAGAACAAGGUCGAGUGGGUUAAAGGUCAUGGAAAGAUAACGGGCAAAAAUCAAGUGAGCGCCCUAAAUCCAGAUGGUUCAGUGGGAACUACAAUUAACACUAAAAACAUCUUAAUAGCAACAGGCAGCGAAGUGGCACCAUUUCCUGGUAUAGAGAUUGACGAAAAACAAAUUGUAUCUUCGACCGGUGCUUUAUCGUUGUCUGCAGUUCCUAAGAAAAUGAUAGUUAUCGGUUUAGGUGUAAUCGGACUGGAGCUGGGCUCUGUAUGGCAAAGGUUGGGGGCAGAUGUAGUCGGAGUUGAAUUUACAAAUAGCAUCGGAGGUGUAGGUAUAGAUGGCGAAGUUAGCAAAGCUUUGGAGAAAAUUCUGGUCAAGCAAGGUUUGAAGUUUAAACUAGGUACUAAAGUUACCGGAGCAAAAAAAACAGGCGGCGGAGUAGAAGUGUCCGUAGAAGACGCUAAGGAUCCUAGCAAGAAAGAAACUCUAUCCUGUGACAUAUUACUGGUGUGUAUCGGGAGGAGACCCUAUACAGCUAACUUAGGUUUAGAAGACUUGGGAAUCGAGAGAGACGAAAGGGGAAGGAUCCCAGUCAACAACAGGUUUCAGACCGUUGUGCCAAACAUUUACGCUUUUGGAGAUUGCAUUCAUGGACCGAUGCUGGCACAUAAAGCCGAAGACGAAGGAAUAAUUACGGUGGAAGGAAUCACUGGAGGUGCCGUUCAUAUCGACUACAACUGUAUACCGAGCGUAAUCUAUACGCAUCCAGAAGUUGGCUGGGUAGGCAAAACCGAGGAAGACCUCAAGAAGGAGGGUAUCGACUACAAAAUUGGAAAAUUUCCACACAUGGCUAAUUCCAGAGCAAAAACGAAUCUGGACACGGAUGGUUUCGUGAAGGUUUUAGCUGAUAAAAAUACGGAUAAAAUUUUGGGAGUACACAUGAUCGGCUCCGUUGCCGGUGAACUCAUCAACGAGGCUGUACUCGCAAUGGAAUACGGUGCAAGUGCAGAGGACGUCGCACGAACGUGCCAUGCGCAUCCGACAUGUUCGGAGGCACUGAAGGAAGCAAACUUGGCUGCCUAUUUUGGCAAGCCGAUCAACUUCUAAACGGCAAUCGCAAAUUCGGGAUACACCGAGUACUUCAUCGACUCGCCGUAGCCACUCGGUCUAGUCCGCGUUUCACCGCUCGAGGACACCGCACCGCUGCAAGUGAUCAUAACGCGAUCUAAUCGCAUAAAGGCUAAGAAGAGUAACUGUAAAUAAACGUUCGAAUCGUUGGUUUGGAAGGGUACGUACCUUUUUAUUAGCUGUACCCCGAUCGUACAAGCAUUAAGUAUUUAUUACAAAUAAAUCGAAAAUCUGGUCACAUCUA